This is a messenger RNA of Dermacentor andersoni, 8327 nucleotides long. RefSeq names its product LHFPL tetraspan subfamily member 2a protein. Gene Ontology annotation, cellular component: membrane. The record is from RefSeq and is a predicted model, not a curated record. NCBI's taxonomy places the organism in Eukaryota, Metazoa, Arthropoda, Arachnida, Ixodida, Ixodidae.
UUUAUUGUUUAGCUUUAGUGUCCCUUUAAGCCCAAUGAAUCAGUCGGUCGGUCGGCUGUUUGCAUGUUCUGAGUUUGUGCCCAUAAAUCUCGUUCCCAUCUAUCUAUUUCCUCGUGACUACAGGCCAACAGAACAGUACGCGAAAAAUACAUUUUUUUUCUGCAAUAAUAAGAAGCGGCGUACGUCCGUUGUUCUUACCUGAGCUGCCCCUUUCACAGAGGGAUUUAUUGAAGCGUUCUCAUCGGCCACUCUUUUUUCUAAAACCGAGGGGUGCUCUACUGUCUAACGUCGUGGUGCAUGCUAAAAAAAAGAAGAAAGAACAAUGUACUCCGAUAAAGCUCCAUCGCUCCCUUUGAUGUCGGACUUCGUGGACCGUGCUUAUACUUCGCCCCAUUUGCCACCUUCGCCGGUUCUCUCUAAAGCGCGCGACAGGCGCCGACGCGUCAUUGCGUGCGACAGGCCGCAGUAACGUAGGGGACCGGACCGGCGCUGCAGCGGCAGUCCCGCUCCCCGGCUGGACACAGGCACAGCGCCGUUAUGCACAUUCGCUUUCCUUCUUUCUUUUUCUCAGUCUUCUUUUCCAAGGGUCCGUUCUCUUCGCUCUUUUAUAGCCAUGGGACCGAAGAGGGCGACUUGCGGUGGCACUUUUCAACGCGCACGCACGCACGAGCGCAAACGCACAGAGCGCUACGUUCGAGUGGGAAACGAAGGAAAGAGAAGCACAAAGUCGCUCAAAGGGAUGGCGGGGUGUGGGGCAGUAUUACGACCACUCUUCCUUUGUCGGCAUGCAUCUCUCAAAGGGAGAACCGAGCUGGCUCAGCUCUAUCAUAGCCUCCCCUCGGCGAUGUCGAAUGGAUUCUCCCGGGGCCUUCCCGGCGUGCGUCGCUCCGGCCGUGGCCGCUCGCGCGCGCUCUCCGCCGCUGAUGUCGGCGGCUCUGACUCGCCUCGGAGGAAAGUGCCCGCGCUGGUGUCGGCGACGAUCUGUCUUGUGCCGCGCGCUCUCGUCUGACACGGGCGAAGGCCAUGGCCGUGUUGUGUCUGCGUCGGGUGUUCGGACAAGCGUCCUAGCGCGCCGGCCGCCGUUAUCGUGCGUCGCGCCGCGCUGUCAAAGGCGGGAACGCGCGCGCGCGCGCGUCAGUGUUGCGUUGCGGAGUCGACUCGGAUAGCGCGUGAUCGCAGUGGUGUCGGUGUGUCGCGCGUCGUCCGGUCGUCCUAUAGGGCUGGUGGACGUGCCCACUGCAAAGGCGAACGCCCUCCGCUGUGACAGUUCUGCGGACCUUGAGGUCUCCUCGUCGCUGACACUUUCGUGUCAGCCCUGCGUCGUCCUCUCCGCAAUCAGAAAAGCGACAGACGAGCGAAAGGCCCGUGGCGAGAGCGGUCGGCGAAACGCCAUCUGGCACUGACCGAGGGUCGCCAUGGGCAACCACGUGAUCGUGACGUCGCGAACCUUGCUGUGGACCCUGCUGACGGUGGCCACCUCGCUGUCCAUGCUGGCGGCCGUCAUUACGCCCACCUGGCUGGUGGGCGCCCCCAAGCGGCCGCUCAUCCGGGGACGACUCUCCGGCGCCACCAUGCGGCCGCCGCAACUCUACAGGCCCUCCAUCGGCCUGUACAACAGGUGCGUGAAGCUGCACCAGAUCGACGAGCUGUUCACGGACAACUGCGCUCCGUUCGUGACGUCGCUGUCGAUGCCGUCGGACGAGUUCCCGAGUCCAUGGAAGGCGUCGCUGGCGUUCUUCGCCAUCGGGGCGUUCUUCGCCAUCGGCCUCGUGCUGAUGGCGAUGACCGUGCUGUCCGCCGUGCUCGGAUGCUGCGUCCAGAGCGUGCUCAAGAAGAGCAUCUUCACCGUUUCCGGCACCGUGCAGGCCGUCGCUGGAUUGAUGUUCCUGCUUGGGCUGCUGCUGUAUCCAGCUGGCUGGGGCACUCGGAGAGUGCACACAGUGUGCGGGCCACACUCGGAGCCCUUCAUGCUGGGAGGCUGCUCUUUAGGCUGGGCCUUCUACCUGGCCAUUGGCUCGACACUCGUCACAUUUGUCUGUUCGGUGCUGUCUGUCCAAGCCGAGGUUUCCACGUCGAGCGACAAAGUGCAGGACGAAAUCCUGGAAGGGAAAAACCUCAUCUGCUUGCUCUAGCUGCGCUGCCAGCACCAGUCCAUCCCAGUUGCACGUCCCCCUUGCCGCACUUACAGCUUUCGCUAGGAAUCUGUGAACGGACUGCACCGUCCCAUUUGUGGCCCACUAUCAUUUGCUGGUACCUACUCUGUUUGGAAGUGAAUGUUCCUGUUAUUUUUUUUUAGUGAAUGGCUGUGGAGCUCACAUAUUAAGUAGUCGCUUGUAAGCAUGUCAUAUCUGUCUUGUGACACUUUGACCGCCAUGACAAUGCUUUACAAACUAACAUUGCAGUCAACUCUAUCCAAAAGCCACGUUCUUAUUGUGCAGUUGGUAACCACUGUGCUUCCUGCCGUGCACACUUUGCCUUCAGGUGCGACCUCACAGCAGUGCAGAUAUCAAUGCCGUAAAUUCGCAGCCAAAGUCAAUAUAUGCAUAUAACCAAUGACCCCACUUGGCAGUCAAUAAAAAUUGAAUUUUCAGCGCAAAAAUACUGCAUAUGCCGUGCAGGUAGUAAUUUGGUGAAAACGCCAAAAACGCCACUGUGCAAAAUGCUGUUGUUUUUUCUCAUGCAGUGUAUUGAUUUAGUCAUUGAUUUCACCUUAUUUUGUGUGUGUGUGCUGCAACCGAGUAUUUUGUGGCCGUGGCAACUGAUAACUUACUGCGACGUGACGUUUUUUAAAAACUGUACUAGACUGUGUGUUUGGGAGUGCAUAUUUUGAUUUUGUCGUUAUCACUAGCUCUUCCUGUCACGAGAUGGGUUUUUCGUACCUGCUUUGGAUGUAUCAAUUAAAUUUUUUUGUAGCUAGCAACCAGAAGAUGUCACUGCGAUGCCUAUCUGCCUACGUUAGAUGUUUAAAAAAAAAGAAAAAGAAGUGGUAAUUGGAACCUUUGCACACUAUACAUGCACUGAACUUUGCAUUUCAUCUUCAGCAGCUAAUGUUACAAUGCAUAAUUUUUUUUUGUUAUCAACAUAAUGCCAAAAAGAAUGACUGCAGUAUGAGGACGUUGAUUAAUGUUCGUUGUGAUAGUUCUGUGUCGUCUAAACAUCCGCAGAGCAUUGUGGCUCUGACAAGUUGUUUGAUUGAAGCAAUCUUUUUACGUUAAUAGAACAUUUCCUGUGCUCCAGUUUACUAUGCGAGUGAACCCAAGGGUGCAGCAGCAUUACUCAUGUUUUAUGAAAAUGCUUUUAGCACCGACACACGAGAAAGUGCAAGAUCUUAUUAAGCAUUUUACGUGAUGAUUCUCACAAAAUGUGCGCAUUCAAAAAAUUGUUGACUCUGGUGUUUCUAAGUGCAAUCAAAUUGCUUUCAUGUGGACAUGGGAAGCACAUAUCAUAUAGAGACGUUCAUGUAAGCCUGUGCUGAUGGCGAUGAAGUAGCAAGGAAUGUUUUAAGUCCCGAAUGAAAGAGUGUAUGCAGCUUCUUGCUUUCUUAAGCACAUCUUCCCAGUCACUCAGGUCCUCCUUUCACGUUGACACUUUAAAAGUCUAACUGCGCGCAAGCUGUUUCAAACGUGGUCGUGAAGUGAUGCGAGUGCUUUGAGCGACUGCAGCAACAUUGUACAAGGUCUUCCAGAUCUAAGCUAUGAAGCAAACAGCUGUCAGCAUUGUGCCGAAGAACAAAUUUAUUACUAAUCUUGCAUCUUGUUCUGCACCUCGCACCUGUUGAAUGAGUGUUAGUUUUUAAUACACAUUGUUGAAAGAAAGAAAAAUGUAUAAUGGAUGACCACAUUCAAAUUGUCAAGGUCAGACUGUAAGUGCGUUGCAUGCAUAGGAGUGUGGCAAUGCCGCCUCAGAUUUGUUCCUGUACACCUUGACUUGCAUGUGAACAUCUGCGUACAUGUCAACGGUGUCUUUUAUAAGAGUACCGGCACAAGAUUUCUUUUGAUUUUUUUUCUUUCUCCGUAGCAACAUACAUUAGCCUUCGUCAACACAGUGAUAACGCUAAAUAGCCUGAAUUCCUCCUGCAGGCAAUAAAAAAUUUAUCAUCCUUUAGCACAACCAGUUCAAAACACGCACUGCGUGUUGCACAGUUGUGCAGCUUUGUGCCGUAGUGAUUGCAGUGGUGAUCGGAUGGCAUCGCAAACUACUGACGUACGCACCAGUCAGCCCAAUGAAGGGGUCACAGGCAAAAGUGUCUGACUGUGCCGCUGAGACCUCAGCUUUCUGAACCGUAUCCUUCUGUCAUCCUUCCCUUUCAUCUCGUUCAACACAUGUUGGCUCUUCGUGCAGGAUUAGAGGUCAGUCAUUAUGGUGUCACCAGAAGUCGAAAACAGCUCGAUGGUCAAAUAUUACUCGGAAUGGUUUAGAGCCCACUACAUUCUCCCAGAGCUCUUUAAUCACAUCAAUCGUGAAAGUCUUCAUGUUUCUUUCUCUUUUUUUUUUCACGCAGUUUUUCAUACAAGCUUCCAUGUAAUAAGACCUGGACGCCAUUACCAAAAGGCACUAGUGUCUACAAAUUGUUACAUCAACUGGCGACAUAAUAACUAACUAUAAAGCACCACUUCUCUCAACGUCACAACAAUAAAAAAGGCAGCAGGCCAAUGAGUACAUUGUAAGCAAAGCCAAAUAGAAAACAUUUACGAACUGCAGUUCUUUUUUUCUCCCAGCCAGACGUGCAAUUUUUAGCAGGUAGUAAAAGAUGACAUGCAGUGUUUCGUCUUUUUUUUUUUUUGUCACUUGUAUCUUCACAUUACAGAAAACUUCGCAAAACUUGCUUGGUCCCAUAGCCUGGCUGGCUAGUAAUGGGUCCAAUUGUUCAACACACCUACAUAAUUCGGCAAGCAGUUACCAUUUCAUCACGUGCCCGUGGCAUGUCAGUCAAAUAUCACCUAUGGCACAAAGCCAUGCUGCACUUCGAACCAGCUGCAGAAAACGGCAUAAUUAAUCAUUUGUUGCUGGAGCCAGAACUAAGGCGUCAUGCGAUGAUAGAGUGGUCAAUAUGGUUAACUCUGAAAGAAUAAAAAAGGAAGGAUUUUGGUCUCAAUAGCUUCUCUUUUCUUGAAGUAGAUGCUUUAGUUCUCACAUUUUCUAUUCGGAUACACUUCAAAAUACCUUUCUUAUAUCUGAUAUUUGUUAUAAGUGUACAUUCAUUGUACAUUGAUAAUGUCAAGAAACAUUCAUUUACUUUAUUAUAUGCAAUGAUUUGUUCUAUCCAUUUUCAUUUGCAUCGAGGUUUGGCUGUACAUACAAGCUUAAGAAAACGACGUCGUCAUAGGCCCUAGAACUUUUGUGCAAUCAUCUGCACAACUUCAGGACAUGCCAUGGCUGCUACCCAUUUGUUAAGGUAAAAAAAAACGAUUUCGAUGGAUUUGUUUGCGAGAAUGUGUGCUUGCCUUGCGCAAGUUCUUUACAUUGGUAGUAUUGCUUGGCACAAUUUGCCAGAGUACAGCACUGGUCCAAUAUCCUUUAAAUUUGCUGCAAGAGUGAUUAUGAAGUGUAUAAAUCAGUUAUUAAUGUGUGUUGAUAUUAAUACCGUAUUGACAGUAAAGGUUUGAUAAUGAUAAUGCAAGAAAACCAAUUAGGGGCACCAGUGUUGUAAGUCUCAUUAGCUAUUGACACCAAACUGAAACAUUUUAGCUGUUGUCUGUGGAGCUGCCCUCAUUCGUUAAGUACAGUCUUGGUCAAAAAACUUGAACCCGCUGUGAACGGCCAGGGAGCAGCUGCGCUCCACUAUCGCGACGCUGCCACCACCGGUGCGCACCGCCGCUCGCUUGCGUCGAGGAUAAAGAGGGCGAGGGAAGCAUGUCUCUUACUCUCAAACAUCAUUUGAUAACAGCGCUCGUGGAAAACUAGUGCGACGUUCGUUCUGCCAGCUGCGAGGUCGUCUUGCAGCCGCCAUGGUAUGGCGCUUCGUGCGAGUAAAUGCGCCCGCCUGGGCAAAACUGCCCGGCUUCCAUGCAGCGCAUUAUGCUAUAAAAAUUGUCAUCAUCGAAAUUACCUCUUACAAUUUCAUCCUACACAUUCAAAGGCAAGAGCCUUCACCUUAUACUUUUAGAUAAACAUCUUAAAUGUGUUUCUGAGUGCGAUGAAAACAAAAGAUAAAAAUACAAAUUGACAUCUCUCAAUGCUGUCUAGCGUUGUUCCAGGUGUUAUUGUAAUAUGCAGGCAUUUCAGUCAUCGUUCGUUUAGAAAAGAUCAGAAGCGGCAAUUUCGACUACAAAGGCUCCCUACGAAAGGGCCUGUAACCACAGUUAGAAUAUUUCAAAUACAUUGACCGCACUUCUCCACUAAGGAAUGACCACACGAGCGCGUUUGGCGUUGAAGUUCUUUAAUUACACCCACAGCGAGAUUAUGAAAACUUUUCAAGACUAGAAGUUGUUUGCCCUGCCUGAGUAGCCGAUUGAGUUAGACCCAUUCCCUCAGCAUUUUGGAAAGUGCCCACUUCCUCGCCUUUCUUGAUAUCUUCGUGCACACUGCCUCAUUAUCGUUAGGGCCCAUUUUCAAGCACACAUGAGGCCUGUGUAAGUUCAUCCCGUUUGCAUUGGGCAUCACACGUUUGAAUCGCGUAAAGUAGACUAGGGCCACAAGAUUAUAGAAUUCCCGCACAGUGAAGGCGUCACACCGCUGUCACAGGUUCACUGGAAGAAGUAUUUUGGAUAUAGUUUACUGAGGUAUCGUUCAGCUAUACGAGAAAGGGCUUCACAGGAAGUUUGAAAAAAUAUGGGUUAUACGUAGCGUCCUUUUAACCAGGGACCUUGGCUAGUUUACAGUAUAAUACAUGGGCAAGCUGCAAUUGUUCGGGACAACCACAGACCAAGCGACACUCGAUGCCUUGAAGGCAUGCACUCCCCCCAUGUGACUUCAUAGAGAGAUGCAGUUGCCACCCUGAAGCUUAUGCUUUCUUGAUUAACUUGCUACUUAUGGCAUUUAUGAUUGCAAAUACGAGAUGCCAUUGUGGCACAUUAUUUAAUAUAUCAUUCAGCUGCUGAAGUCAGAUCUUAGCUACGAUCCUCGCAAAGUGCCCAUUUUCGAGCAUGCGCGGGACUAUUCAUGGUGUUGUUCCUUAAAUUUGGUCCUGAAAAAUAUUAACUGAUGAUUAGGACACUCGGAAUUGCGAAAUUUCAGUGUAUCGCAUUUGACAGCAGUCGCCGGAGACCCCCACCCGCUCAUCCAGCAUACGCUGCAAACGGCAUACUAGCCGGUCGGUUGGCUUCCGCUUCACCACCGUCGCGUUUGCGCCACGCUCGUCGCCGCGCUCGCCGUACUAGUUUUUCACGAGCGCUGUUAUCAAACAGCGCUUGAGAGUAAAAGACUUGCUUCCCUCGCCCUCCUUAUCCUCGGCGCAAGCGAGCAGCGCCGCGAUAGCGAAGCGCAGCUGCUCCCCGGCUGUUUGCAGUGGGUUCAAGUUCUUUUACGAAGACUGUACAUGAACAAGACGUCCGGUUUCUUGUAGCAUGACUGAGCAUGUUUUCUGUUUGUGCCAGAAUCAUCUGCCUAGCGUAGAGCUACAGUACUAUGGUGUGCAACCUUACCACGGCAAGUUAUUAAUGCAUCACUAAACUUAAGUACCAUGCUGUAUCCAGUGUGGCCCUAUCGAUGCACAGCAAAAUAUUUUGCUUCUUUUUUUUUCUGGUCACUGUUCCCAUGCAGACACUACUCCCCUAGUCCUUUGCUACUCUGUGAACUUUGUCUACACCUUAAGGUCAGCAAAACUGCAUGCAACUUUCACAACAAAAAAAAAUGUACAGAUUCGUGCCAAAUGAAGGAAGUUGGCCGUGCAGUGUUUUUAUUUGAACCACGGAUGCCACUUGUAUGUGGCCUUGUCAUUCACUGCACAGAGCAACACCUAUCUGAGGGCGAGCUGUUUCAUCAUUCGUAUAGGUGCAUUCUCACAGGUGCAUGCGAAAAGAGAGACUACUAUGAACAUCUUUGCAUAUUCAGAAAGAUGACCAAAGGGAGCUUCAGAAGCCUUCCAAGCAGAUAAAAUAUGAGUGCCUGUUGCUCCAUAUCUUUCUUGAAUUUUGAGACGUUAAGUCAAAACCAAGAUCGCUACACAUCGUCGCUUAGCGAUUGCAGCAAUGAAAAAUAUAAAAGAAAGGAAGCUUGAAUGUGGCAUAAAAUCAUGUACUGUUCAAACAAGCUGCAGAUUCCCACAUACCUUUGCAAGUUGGAGCGUUGUUUGUCACCUGUUUGAUGAAUGCCGCAAGCUUUUCGUGCUCGCUUGUCUGAUGACAAAACUGUUGUAUUUUGAAUAUAAAAUAUGUACAAAAAGAAAA